Branchiostoma floridae (Florida lancelet) is the source of this 1189-nucleotide messenger RNA. RefSeq lists its product as uncharacterized. The transcript is spliced from 11 exons. The record is from RefSeq and is a predicted model, not a curated record. Lineage: Eukaryota; Metazoa; Chordata; Leptocardii; Amphioxiformes; Branchiostomatidae. Bases 98 to 1069 code for a protein of 323 amino acids.
GAUCGUACAUUUCUACUGGCACGCGGAGUGUCACGCACCUCUACAGGGCAGGACGUUUACUCGCACUGUGAAAGGGUGCAAUCUUUGUUCGUGCACAAUGUUGACGUUUGUACUUCUGUUGGCGACCUCUGGUGCCCUGGUGGCCGGGGAAUCCUUGGGACGACACAGAGCGGACCCUGACCAGGUUUCCGUUUCCGGUUUGUCAUCCGGGGCCUGCUUCGCUGUGCAGUUUCAUGUCUCCCACUCCAAGAGCAUCAUGGGAGCUGCCAUUUUUGCCGGAGCCCCGUACCUUUCCUACGGUAACACGCUGAUUGACGUGUCCGUGUUGGAGACCAGCACCAACGCCGCCGCCAUCACCUUCAACAUAGACGGUACCACUAACAUGCGGGGGGACAAGGUCUACCUCUUCACCGGUUCAAACGACGUGGCCGUACCACCAGCGACCAUGCGCCAGACCUGGGAGUACUACAAGGCGUACGUCGAGAACAACAACAUCCAGUUCGUCACCAACCUACCUGCCGCUCACGGCAUGCCCACUGCGGAUUAUGGCGCACAGUGUGAUCAGGUCGACCAACCGAACUACCUGAACAACUGUGACUACAACGGUGCGUACCACGCGCUCAACCACAUCUACGGCUCCACCCAGGCUCUCGUGAAACCUGAUCCUUACAGUGACGUUGCUAACCGAGGACAGUUCAGGACGUUCGACCAGGGGGAGUUCUUCUACUUCACGUCCCCGUCCACCUACAGCAUGGAUGACCAGGGCUUCGUGUACAUCCCGUCAGGCUGUGCGGGCAGAUACUCUGAUUGCAAGCUGCAUAUUCAUCUUCACGGCUGCAAACAGGGCAAGUCGUACGUCGGUGACUACUACGCCCGCCAUGCUGGGUUUAACGAGGUGGGAGAACUGAACAACAUCAUCAUCCUCUACCCACAAGUCACUUCGUCGGUCGUUCCGGUCAACCCCUUGGGAUGCUGGGAUUGGUGGGGAUACACUGGAGGCUAUUUCGCCACGAGAAACGGCUUCCAGAUCACCGCCGUUCACCGGAUGAUGGAGCGUCUCCUGGACUAAACAGCCGCCAUUUUGAUGAUGUCAUAUCCGGUAUUACAUCUAUUAGGCAUGCUCUCCGCCGGUUCACUCAAAUUUCUCAAAGUACAGUCCAUAAAGACUGCCUACUUGCUACUCUUGUUA